Molecule: messenger RNA, 4548 nt
Organism: Cladophialophora carrionii CBS 160.54
Lineage: Eukaryota; Fungi; Ascomycota; Eurotiomycetes; Chaetothyriales; Herpotrichiellaceae
Exons: 2
Coding region: 1-4548 (1515 amino acids)
Biological process (GO): mitotic sister chromatid cohesion; DNA repair
Cellular component (GO): nucleus; chromatin
Source: RefSeq, a predicted model, not a curated record
AUGCCAUCGCGGCUCCGCAACGCCGCAACAGCGGAGACUGCGCAGACAGAACACCGCUACGACAUUCCCGGCCUACAGUUCAACGAGCCUCUCUCAUGGCGCGCCGGCAAAGCGAUUCCGGUUGGCGACCUGUUGACGCGACUGCAGAAGCUCGCGACCGAGUUGCGCAACUACGACUUGGACCAAGUCGACUCGCGCGCCUUCACCACGCUGUCGCAAGAUCUGGCGAACGCGAAUCUUCUGGCACACAAGGACAAGGGCGUGAGAGCAUGGACGGUAUCGUGCAUCGUGGAUGUACUCAAGAUCUGCGCCCCUGAUGCGCCGUUCAUCGAGGGGCAAUUGAAGGACAUCUUCACCGUCGUGAUCAACUCGAUUCUACCUGCUCUUGUCGACCCUACAAAUGCCUACAAUGCGCAACAUGUCUACAUCCUCAGCUCCUUAGCCGAGUCACAGAGCAUUCUACUGGUCACCGACAUCCCGAACCAUGAGAACCUAAUCGUCUCCCUCUUCACCACUGCCUUCGACAUUGUGUCGGCUUCGGGAACCAAUCCUUCCGGUGUCGAGAUUUCGAAGAGUGUGGAAUACCAUCUCAAAAAUCUACUUGCUGCAGUCGUCGACGAAGUUAGUCUCCCGCAAGAAGUGACCGACAUCAUCAUCUCUCAGUUUAUGCGCGUCGAUGCUCGAAAUCUCCAAGACCAUGGCACCAAAGGCAAGAAGCGUGAUGGUCAAGACAGCAAACAAGGAACCCUCCUUCUCAAGGGUUAUCCACCGGCCUACAAUAUGGCAAAAUCCCUCUGCACGACUUGCCCGGAGAAGAUGACAGCUCAUAUCACACAAUACUUUGGCACAGUCAUUGUCGAUGCAACUGCGGCCACAUCCCUAAAUGGCGCCUCCAAAGGCCAUACUCGACGCGGCUCAGAAUUGGUUGAUGAUGAGGAGGACAAAGAAAGCGUGGCAGAUUUGCGCAAAGCCCACAGGUUACUCCGAGAGUUGUGGAGGGCUUGUCCGGAUGUCCUGCUUAAUGUCAUCCCUCAAAUCGAGGCUGAAUUCAACGCUGAUUCGGUGUCACUCCGUCAGCUCGCCACCGAGACCAUCGGAGACAUGACCGCUGGGAUUGGCAUUGCUGGAUUUACCCCUUCUGCACCACUAGACCCUGCUGCAUACCCAUUGCCAUCCAUCACCCAGCAAGACGAAUCUCCCUCACAGGUGGCGAAUCCGGUCCUGGCCCCUGCGUCUCCGAAACCAUUCAUGGCCGUGCAUGCCUCCGCUUAUCAGUGCUUCCUCGGAAGGCGGAAUGAUAGGUCACAUCUGGUCCGCGAAGCUUGGGCAAAGGCUGCCGCCCGAAUUAUGCGGACUUCGGCUGGAGGGAUCGGCAUGAGCUCUGAAGAGCUCGACAAUCUCCUCGUCGGCUUUGCGCAGAUGCUUCGCGACGUCGAGGAGCACGUACGUCUGGCGGCCGUCGUGGCCAUGGACAUGUUUACAUAUGACACCCUGAUCAAUGUCCUGGGCGCUGAUUCCGGUCUUGCAGCACGCGACACUGUAUUCUCAUCAUUAGCCGAUCGAGUCACAGACAAGAAGCAUCAUGUUAGAGAAGCGGCAAUGGAGCUCCUUGCUCGAAUCUGGGGUGUUGCCUCGCGCGACAUCGAACAAGGAAAUGACGUGGUCAGAGGCGUGAUAGGCGAUAUUCCCAAUCGCCUUUUCGGUGCCUACUUUACGAACGAGCCACAUGUCAUUGCCGUGCUCGACAGAGUUCUCUACGAAAGCUUGCUGCCCCUCUCGUUUCCUCCGUCAAAGGUUAACACGUCUCGUGCCGACAGUCAGAAGCAGCGAGCCAAGGACAAAGAAGGCAGCUCACAGGAAGAGCCAGUAUUCGACCCGGAUGCUAUCAGGGCGCGUCGUGUUCUCACACUUGUGCAUAGUCUGGAUACAAAACGGCGCCAGGUAUUCUUCGGCAUGCAGCAUCGCCAAGUGCAGCUGAGCAAGGGAAUGAAAGUCUUUCUGGACACAUGCGAAGAAUACAACGGAGGUGUGGUGGAAGACGACUCUUCGGAGGCGACACUUAAAGCCCGCCUUACCCGUAUGAUCGAAACGAUCUCAAAAACUUUUCCCAAUCCAGGUGCAUUGUCCGAUGACCUGUGGAAAUUCGCCAAACAGCACGAUCGUCGGUGCUAUCAGCUGAUACGAUUUGCUACUGGUCCGGAGAACGAGUACCGCACAGUCACCAAGGCUAUCAAGGAACUCAACAAACGGAUGCGCGAAGGACCGGCGAACAUGCACUCGCUUGUUGACACCAUCCAGCCUAUCCUAUAUCGAUGUGCGUUACUUGCGUAUAACCGCAGUCAUAUCCCGACGAUCAUGGAAAUAUCCAGGUCCGGUGAGAACGGCCUAGGAGAAGUCGCCCAUGAAGUCUUGAGUCAGAUCUCAGCGCGAAACCCAGAAGUAUUAAGGUACCACAUUCAAGCUCUGUGCAAAGAGCUCGAGGAAGAGGCGCCAACAGCAAAGAAGCCAGAAAAAGAUGGAGCUGCUGCCACACUCAAAGCAUGUGCAGGGUAUGCUCGCAAGUACCCUUCGGAUCUGCCCAAGGAGCGCAAGUUCAUGACGGUCUUGACGCAAUUCGCUUUGUUCUCCAGAUCUCCCCGAGCAGCAAAGCAUGCAGUAUCGAUUAUCAUGAUGGUGGCUGACAAGAAGGAAAUGUACGCAAGAGAUCUACUGUCGAAGGCAUUGCAAGCACAGGUUCCGUAUUUCCUUGCUCGCCUCGCCACGAUAGCACAACUUUGCCUGCUUGCGCCUGCCGCUGCGAACGUCGAGGCCGACGCAAUUCACACCCUGGCUGUCCCAGAAAUACUGCUGAAAAAUCGACACCCAAGCCGCAAUGACGAUUCGAAUGCGUGGGACGAUACAGAUGACGAGGAGACAAUGUCGAAAGGUCUGGCAUUGAAGAUCCUGGUCAAUCGUGCCCGAGCGCCGAUUGAAAACCCCGAAAGUGAUGAAUCGGCAUCACCGAUAAAGGUGGCUUUCAAAUACCUCACAGCGUUGAUCAGGAACGCAGGCGAAAUUACUGACUCGGCUGACACACCCCCCGCACAGAAGAACCGGUUGCGACUCACAGCCGUCCACUUCAUCUUGAAGCUUUGUAAUCACGGCAGGAAGUGCGAGGACCACAUCGAUGCACAGGAAUUCAACAAGAUCGCGCUGAUCAUGAUACAUCCUCCCAACCCGGUGCGCACUGGCUUCGUCAACUCGCUGAAGAAGUACCUCGGACGGAGCCUAGCUCCCAGAUGGUUCACGGCUUUCUUCCUACUUGCGUUCGAGCCAGAUGUGGAACUUCGUUCGUCGACAAUAACAUGGCUCCGAGCACGCGCGCAGUUGUUCCAGCGGCAGCAACUCUCAGCGAAGAAUGAGGAGAAGAAGAAGCAACAACCCAUUCUGGAACCGGUUUUCGCGCGUCUGAUCAGCAUCUUAGCCCACCACCCAGAUUAUCCGACACAGGACAGCGACGACCCCGACGGGGAGUUGCUGGACUUCGCCAAGUAUAUUGUGUUCUAUCUUUGGAGCAUGUCAAAUGACGACAACUUGUCACUAAUCUUUCACUUCGCGCAGCGUGUCAAAGAUGUGAAAGAUGGUGUCACAGGGACUGAGGAGGCGAGUGAAAGACUCUAUGUACUCAGCGACCUGGCUCAGGCGGUCAUUCGGAACUAUGCCGACAUUAUGCCCGGCCAUUCCAAAGGAGCCAGCAACCUUCAGACAUAUCCUGGUAAGGUGACGCUUCCAAAGGCUCUUUUCAAGCCAUUAGCAUCCCACGAGGCUGCGCGAGAAAUUGCUGAAAAGAACUACUUGCCCGAGGAGGUAGCUGUUGGCCUUGAGAAAAUGAUAAGAACAUACAUCAAGGAAUUGAAAACUGGCGUACAACCUCCCAAGCGCGCUCCGGCAGCGGGCAAGAAGAGGAAAAGCAACGCAUCUGGUUUAGAGGGCGACAACGAUGAUCAAGAAGAGAAGCCGGCCAAAAAGGCGAAGAAGAGCACGCUUCCAAUCCGGAAAACGCCGAAACACAAGCGGAAGAGUAGUGCGCCCCCUAGCAGCGCGACACUGCCUUCCCGGAAGAGUGGUCGUAACUCAAGGGUCACGACGUAUGCAGAGUCCGACACUUCAGAUGAAGAUGCGGAGAUGCAAGAUGCGGAUGAGGCCGCAAGCAGUCCUAUAGCGGGGCGACCGAGAAAGGCGAAGCAGCAAGAGCCGGAAGCGGUGCAUGAGGAACCCACCGAAGACGAAAACAACGCUCUCGACCAGGAGGCCGAAGACGAGGCCGUUGAUGAAGUAGACGUGCACGAAGACCAUGAUGCCGCUGUCAAUGGAAAUGAUACAGGAACGGUCGAGGAGGAAGAGAGAUCGCCACCGCUGAAGGAGAAGCAGAACGCUGCUACGAGACGAGGGCGGGGGAAAGGUGGAGGGAGCAAAAAGACGACUCCAGCAAAUAAAAGUACACCACCUCAAAAGCUACUUGAACAACCAGCAAGGACGACCAGACAGACGCGCAGAGCGAAAGGGUAG